GGGAGAUAGUCGUGUCGUGGCUCAGUGCGAGUUUUGUAGGCAGAGAGUGCGCCCGCUCCCGCCUCACGUAUUGGAGUUACAUCCACCACGCGUGAUGUUCCAUUUUUGAAAAUUCUCAAGACUCUUCGAUAUUUAAAAAUUUUUACUGAUGUUAGUUUUUUUAGUGUACCUACUAGUGUUUGACUAAUAGUGUUGUGCUGUGUUUGAGUUUCAGUGUAACUUUUUUUGAAUAUUUUUGUGUCUGUUUGGUACGUGGUCGACAGAGAUAAUGCGAGUUUGUUUUGAUGAGGGAACCACCAGGUUUUUCGAAGAUCAUUAAAUUAGAAGCACGUUGAAAUGAAGGAGAGAAUACAGGGCCCAACGCCAAGGCAACUUCACAAAUCAAGCAGUCGAAUAUUAAUAAGGUGUACGAUGAGUCGGCAAAGGUGGUAGAGGUCCGGAGGGCGGGGGGAUGCGGCCCGCGCGCGCCCGUCCGUCCGCCGCCUCCGUCAGAUAGCGGCGCCCGCAACACCGCCGCGCUGCGACUAUGCGCAUGGCAAGCGCCCUGCCCACUCUGCUCGCGGUGCUGUGUGGUGCAGUGGCGGGCGCGGGCGAGCUGAUGAGCAACACGAGCCGCGUACGGCGCUCUCCACAACCACACCACUCUCACCGCAUACAGACCGAUGAGGACCUAGACGCGACAGUGGCGUGGCGGCGCUCCCACUGGCGCGAGAUGAACUCCAUCCUACGGCGCGAGAAGGAGGUGGUCGAGUGCUGCCCCUCCGUCCUCGAGAUGGUCGCCAAAAAGGGAGGCAGGACUUACAGCGGCCUCUACGUCGAGCUGUACGAAGCCGGCGAGAACAAACAACGACUUUACGAACUUUCAUGCGCCCCAGAAGUCGUCGACAGACCCUGUAGAUUCGUUGACCCUCGUGUGUAUAACCAAUCUCGAUGUGUGCAAAAAUACUCUUACUCUUACGCGCUAGUGCGGUAUACCACAGCUACAGAAAUGCCCCAUCCCAGAACAGAAGGACAUUUUGCUGUUCCAGGCUCGGGGGACUGGUCCAUGGACUAUGUUAAAGUGAGGGCCGGUUGCGAAUGCCAAAUCACGCCGAAAAGGAAACAAGCCCACAAGAAGAAAGAACGACAUCGGCAGAGGAGGAAAAACAAAAAACUUGAGGAGAACGACGAAACCUGAUUAAUAGUGAUGUGUUUUCAAACCAGUGGAACUUAAAUAGAACAGGGUUCGGCCUGUUCAGUAUAACGCUGAUCGGAGAUACUGAUACCUGGCUUUGAACAGAUGUCAGUGACGUCGAAUCUUUUAUGUUACCGAUGACGCGCGCACGUCUUCACUCGGUCGAUGUAUUUUUACUAUAUUUAUUUUGAAAAUUUUUUGUCUAUUUAAUUAAUUACGCUUGUUUUAGUAUUUUAGUACGGAACGUCGGUUUGAAUCUGACAAUUAUCUAGUGCUGUUCCGAAGCGAAUUUUGGUUUUAUCCAACGGAAAAGAACUGUAAAUCUAAGAUACCUAUGAUCCGUUGUGUCCGAUCAAACAAUAGUCUUCUUGUCAGCAACCUGAAGGAAUUUAGUUGUUGGAUAAAAACAAUUUUGGCUAGUAAACAGUUUAAAGUGUCUUAAAAACAGUGCCUUAAAUAUUGUUGCAAAUGUAAAUUGCUAUUCCAAUGCGUAUUUUGUACAUGUAUUUAAAUAAGUAUUAUUUUCAUGUUUUUUUUUUUAUUUUUAAACUUUUCUCCGAAACUUUUGUAUUUGCCAUAAAUUCAGUGUACAUUGUAGGUUCUUUUUCGAAAACAGUUUGAUUUCGAUCUUAUCUGGUUUUAAAUCACAAUGAAAUCACAAUUUCCUCAAAAAAAAUGUUAUAAAUGUAGUGUUUUGUUUUUAAUUUUGAUUAAAAAAACCAUGUUCCCUUUUCCGUAGUUCCCUUGCAUAUCCCAUUGGUGGAACACCAAUGUGGAAAGAAACAUAUAACCAUAGACCCAUUUAGUUUUAACGCCAGUAUUUGUGGCCUGAAAUACGUAUUAUGUAAUAGUUACCUCCGGGAAUCGUAUGAAUCUGCUGCAUUGCUUUUGUAAUAAGUAAACUUGUUAAUCUACAUUAUUUUCAGGAGGUACAUCCUUCUCCUACUUUUUUACAUGUAAAUGUAAAUCAUAAAAUGGGGCUAUCAAAAAAAUCUGGUUUCUUAGGAGUUAACCUUUAAAUUUUUGAUUGGGUUCGAUUACGCUAUUACAUAAGCAAUGAAAUAAUGGGUUAUUAGGCGACUGGGACCGUAAUAAACAAGGAUUGCGGCCCUAUUCGCCCAUUUGUUGCAGUCUCAGUCGCCCAAGGACCCAAAUAACGCCAACUCAAAACACGCUCUCUUUCCCCUAUAAAAAUUAAGAAUAUUUAUUUAUUUCUCAACUUUUUGUUAAGCUUAAUGUAACGGCACUUACUUUUCUUAGACAUAAGUACAUCGAGUCAAAGAUCUGUAUUAUUAUCUAUUUUGUAAUACUUUUAUUGUAUUUAAAUUUUAGUUAUUGUAAGAAUUAAUUCAUUUAUUUAUACUGUAUAAUACGAGGUAUUCCCAUAUUCAGUAUGACUAUUAGUUGUAUUCAAAAGUCGCUUCCAUAUUGUAUUGUUGUAUAAUAAUGUAAUAAAGCAAUAGUAUUUUGUGGACUGAGAUUAUUUUGUGCAUUUAAAUGUGUAAUAGCAAAAUAUUUUAUUCAUUUCGUAAACAUUAUUAACGCCAUCUGUUAGCGAAUAGAUUAACAUACUGACUACAGCGCCAUCUGUUGUUGAAUAGUCAACCUAUUGUCAUUCAAUGGUUAAGUCAUCCAAAGAUAGAUGUCGCUACUCAAAAUAAUCAGUGCCAUGUAUUUACUGAAAUUAUUUAUCAAAAAAAAAUUCUUAAGCUAUACCUAUGUAACAUUUUGUACAUAAUAAUAUACAUUAUUUUCAUUAAUAUUCCAUAGUUAUCAACGUUUACAUUUAAAACGUGACAUCACUAUUCUGAAAUCUGUGAUGAUUUUACACAAUUUUACAGGACAUUUUGUGUGUUCGUUAUUAUAAUUUAUGUAAUUAUUUUUACAGACCCAUAUUUCAGACAAUGUAAAUCAAAUGUUGACAUCAAACAAUAUUAAAUAAAAUA
Molecule: messenger RNA, 3120 nt
Organism: Plodia interpunctella (Indianmeal moth)
Lineage: Eukaryota; Metazoa; Arthropoda; Insecta; Lepidoptera; Pyralidae
Exons: 7
Coding region: 527-1177 (216 amino acids)
Source: RefSeq, a predicted model, not a curated record